UUCUAGCGGUAGCGGCGCUUUUGUACUGCUCCCGCUGGGGAAGAAAGUUAAUGCAACUGCAAAGACUAUCGGGAGUCGAAGUGGUAAUUCGGACAGACACGUAUAAGAGUGGAGGAGACCAAAAUGGUUCAGAUAAUCGUUUCAAGCGUACAGGGGAGUGGGCCUGAGGAGUGGCUGCUUGUGGAGCUGCAGGGGGAGAUGAUGUCCAGGGAGAACACUGGACUCGCUGGGAGUCUGAUGGGAGACCUGCAUUACACCAAGGAGGGCGUUCCCGUGCUCAUCGUGGGGCACCACAUCCUGUACGGGAAGCAGGUGAAGCUGGAGAAGCCCUUCGCCGUCCUGCAGAAGCACUCGGGCCUCCCGCGGGGGGACCAGGUCCCCAUGGAGACGGGCGGGGAGGAGCCCACCUCGUACUCCGUCUCCGCCCUCAUUAAGAAAAAGCUCAUCUUCAAGACCCGCCCGAAACCCAUCAUCACCAACGUGCCCAAGAAAGUGUGACCCCGCCCCCACCCCAUCUGCCCCGCCCCCGCCCCUGCAUGACUGACAGGAUCACAGGAGAGGCCUGCCUUUGCCUGAGUGCUGGUCUCAGCUCUCCUUCUUCUGUGUUGACUUUGUCCUUUAAAUAUUUACUGGGUUGUUUGAUACCGUGGGGGCUCGGAACAGGUGUCGGGGUUCAUCUGUUCCGAGAUGUUAAGCGUCAUGAUUGUUUGCUGUUGAGAGCGCACCCCUAAAGCUCAAAAGAAAUUUGUCAGCUAUGUCUGAAUGGAAAAGUUGUGAAUACUUUCUGAAUUCACGUGUACUGUAUAUAAUAAAUUAAGCUAAGUGAUUAUCA
This is a messenger RNA of Anguilla anguilla (European eel), 832 nucleotides long. It is a transcript of the gene chtf8, whose product is annotated as CTF8, chromosome transmission fidelity factor 8 homolog (S. cerevisiae). Gene Ontology annotation, cellular component: Ctf18 RFC-like complex. The record is from RefSeq and is a predicted model, not a curated record. Bases 124 to 498 code for a protein of 124 amino acids. Lineage: Eukaryota; Metazoa; Chordata; Actinopteri; Anguilliformes; Anguillidae. The transcript is spliced from 4 exons. Gene Ontology annotation, biological process: mitotic sister chromatid cohesion.